AUGAUGACUUUCGAGGAAUUGAGGACUGCGAGCUUCAAAUACAACAGAGAAAGAUGGGCUCCGUGGUUCUCGCUUAUUCCACAACCAGACGAUGGCAGCAUAUUUUUGGGUGGAGUUUCUGAAGUGGUAACCUACGACUUGAUGAGCGACAUUUUCGACAAGUUCAACGAUAUCCGAUUGGUAAGAAAUUUCUCAGUUCUCAUGUUUCUUCAUUUGUUUCAGAGGGAAGCCAAUUACGCCCUUGAUGCGGAAUUCUAUGCUCUUACAAAAGUAUCACUCGACAAACCAGAAAUUACGAAAAUUCUGGCUGAGCUGAAGCCCGUCGGUUUGAAAAUCUUGGACGUAUUGGUCCUUUCCAGUUGUAUUAUCAAGACCCGCAAAAUGCCUGAGGUCUGCGUAUUUGUGCAUUUGGAUACCCUCAAUGGCGAACAAGUUUCGAACAAAGAGUAAUUUGAUUAAGAUCGAUUUCCAAGAAAGUGUUUUUUUCCAGGGAACCCCGCAGUCAAUUGGAAAAGAACGCCCACACUGCAAUUAGUAAAUUUCUCGCCGAACAAAAUCGGUAUCACGCACUCACCGCAAAUGAUGUUGUUAGUGAAAAAAAAUGGAAUACACGCAUAAUGAAACAUAUACAGGCAGGACAGUACGUGGAUAAAUGGAAAAAGUCGCCGCAGUUGAGCAUCAAACCGUGUUAUCAGGAAGAGGUUCCGGAUAUCGUGCGAGCAGGAAUCUACAGCAAAGCGUGCUAUCCGUAAGGAUACAAUAUCCAAAAGUGAAAUAUAUUCCAGGGAUUCUAUAUCAGAUUCUGCCCGGAUAUCGAUAUGCUCGUCACGGUUUGGUACGCAUUAAUGACGGAAAGAACAAGAGAAGAGUGCCUGCAGGGACCGGCGGACGAAGAAUUCAGCUGGUUGUCGAUGUAAUCUGAGAACGGGCGGUUACAGAGAACCUGAAAACGUUUUUAGUGAUCAGACGGCCUGGCUCGUGAUUUACUUUCUUCAAAAUUGCGAACUUCUCCCGUUGUUCAUGAGAGAAACGGACAUAUUCAUCCCUGCGAAUGUCACAUGGGAAGACAUAAAUGACUGGAAUAACGGAUCGGAGAUCUUCACGGCAGAAUGUUAGUGAUAAAUAUUGUGGUUUCUGGAAAAAAAGUAAUUUGCAGAUUUUCUGGAGGCACAAAAACGACUUGCGUGCUCUCCGUACGUGAACGUGAGUGUGGGAAGACUGUUCACGAUGCUGCUCACAUUCUACGUCCAUCAAUGCCCUCUCGGUGAAGUGAUUAUCAACUUGGACCAGGGCAUAAUCAGGCUGCCAGAUAACGAGAUUGAGUGAGUUUUACAACAAAUCAGCAACAAUCUCAGUGAGGUACUCUUCAGAAUGGAAUCUGUUAUAAUGGAGUCGAUGCUCAUUCGAGAGACGGACAAGACUAGCCGCAAACUGAAACACAUGAAGAUUUGGCUCAACGUUCUAAAGUUUAAAAUGAAAUAUUGCAUUUUUUCAAAUAAUGUAAUUUCAGAGCAAUGCUCGACCACUUGUUAGAGAGAAACACGGGCGGAUGUGUGAUGAAGGACCUGCUGGAUAUCCGGAAGAAAACUUUUGCGGCAGAAGUCAAAGCGAGAAAAGAAGCCACUGCCAAUUCUUCUAAGAAGUAA
Messenger RNA from Caenorhabditis sp. 36 PRJEB53466, 1646 nucleotides. NCBI's taxonomy places the organism in Eukaryota, Metazoa, Nematoda, Chromadorea, Rhabditida, Rhabditidae. The record is from the annotation of a GenBank genome assembly.